AUGUCGGCGACCACUUCAGCGAUCCCCAUCAUCGCACCCGCCAAGCCCAAGAAUGCGCGAUCCAAGCGAGCGCAGCAGGCGAGGGAACCGCAGAUGGUCAGUCACGGGCAACCUUCGCAGCCUCUCGCAUGGCCGCUCAUCCUCCACCGUGAUCGGCGAGACGAGCCGCGCGGACCACACGGCGACUAGGUUAGGUCCAAAGUGCCUUUGACUGAGCUCGGUCCUUGUCACGUACGAUCAGAUUGAGAAGGGCGCCAAGACGGCCAUGAUUGUGCGAGGAUCGUCCAUCAGCGAAAAGGUCAAGGUAGCCUUGUCCGAACUGGUGAGUCGAGCGGGGUCGUGGGACCUUUGGCCUAUGAUCUUACAGCCACUCACACGUACCACAUGACUCCUCUACAGAACCAACUCAAAAAACCUCACUCCAUCUCCUUCUCCAAGCCAAACCAAAUUCGACCGUUCGAGGACUCGAGCUCCUUGUCGUUCUGGUCGACCAAGAACGAUGCCUCGCUGUUCCUCGUCGGGACCCACACCAAGAAGCGACCCCACGGAUUGAUCUGGGUCAGAUGUUUUGCCAACGAGGUCAUGGAGAUGCUUGAGGUUGGGAUUGAGGAGGUUAUGCCCAUGUCCGCUUUCAAGGUGGGCCCUACUCUCAAGUCUCGGUAGGCAAGGAUUCUUCCCUCUGACCUCGCCUUCCUCUCUACCAGGGUAUCAAAUCCACACCCGGUUCGACCCCCUUGUUCCACUUUGCCUCGACCUCGUCCCAUGCGAACCUCUGGGAGUCCCACCCGACCUUUACGCAGUACAAAUCGCUCAUGCUCGACUUCUUCCGCGGCGUCGAAAUGGACGGUGUCGCUCUCAAAGGUCUCGAACGCGUCAUCUCCAUCACCAUCGGCCACAACACCCUCGACGCCAAUACCGAAUCCCUCCAAGACGCGCUCAACAGAGAAUCGACGCAAAACAAGGGCCAAGCGGCCUUGUCGUCCCUUUUGACGUCGUCCUCCCAAACCAAGUCAGGUACCCACGAUUCGGAAGAAGAUCCUACCCUCCCCUUGAUCCAUUUCCGUACCUACACCGUCAAAUUCCUUCGUUCGGGCGUCUCGACCCCUCUCGUCGCUUUGGAACCCCACGGACCCCACUUUACAUUCCGUUUGCGUCGUUCGCAACUGCCUUCUUCCGAGAUGUGGAAGUUGGCCCUGAAGAAGACCGAACCCAAGUCCAAGACGAGCAAACCCAAGAACAAGAAUAUCGAUAUCGAUGAGAUGGGCGACAAGGUCGGGAGGGUCUAUGUUGAUAAGCAGGAUAUGGGCACGUUGCAGGCGAGGAAGUUCAAGGGUCUCAAGGUCGAGAAGAAGGGGAAACGAGCAGCCGAGGACGAGGGGGAGGCACACGGGGAGGAGCCAGAAGAAGAUGUAAAAAGCUCGAAUAAGAGAAGUCGACGAUCGGCGGCGGAGGAGUAA
Molecule: messenger RNA, 1457 nt
Organism: Microbotryum saponariae
Lineage: Eukaryota; Fungi; Basidiomycota; Microbotryomycetes; Microbotryales; Microbotryaceae
Source: the annotation of a GenBank genome assembly